Messenger RNA from Fusarium graminearum PH-1, 858 nucleotides. RefSeq lists its product as uncharacterized. The coding region runs from base 1 to 858 and encodes 285 amino acids. The record is from RefSeq and is a predicted model, not a curated record. The transcript has 5 exons. Gene Ontology annotation, molecular function: oxidoreductase activity. Lineage: Eukaryota; Fungi; Ascomycota; Sordariomycetes; Hypocreales; Nectriaceae.
AUGGCUGUCAAUCGCUAUGCCUACAAUGGUCCAAUUGACCAUACCAUUGCACCAAAACUCGAAAACAUUCAAGCUAAGUCGGUAGUCAUCACAGGAGGUGCCAAUGGGAUGGGUGAAGCUUUUGUACGAGACUUUGUCGCUGCUGGUGCCUGGGUGACAUUCGCCGAUGUCAACGAAGAGCGCGGUAAAGCAGUUGAAGCCGAGCUCAACGCCGACGGCCAAAAAUGUGUAUUCGUCAAAUGCGACAUCAGAGACUGGGAUCAGCAAAAAGCAAUGUUCGAGAGAGCGAAAAGCCAGAGCCCAAGUAAUUCUGUUGAUGUUGUCAUCGCAAAUGCUGGCAUUUCCCGAAGUUCUGGGGACAGUCUAUGGAAUCUUGAUGACGGCACGUUUUACACCUGGAAACUUGCGGUUCAUUAUUUUCGCCAGCAACCGGUGAGCGAAGAACGGGACCGUUGUUUUAUUAUCACAGGUUCGAUGGUAGCUUGGAUUGACAGUCCAGGUAACUGGGAAUAUACUGCAACGAAAUAUGCCUUGAGAGGCUUCAUGAGAACCGUCCGAAGAUCAAGCCACGAGCAGUCAAUCCGCAUAAACUACGUCGCACCCUGUUGGAUCAAGAGCGCUAUUCGAACCGCCGAGUACGAAAAGUGGCUGGUGGACCGCGGUGUGGAGUUUGGUGAACAGAAGGAUGUUUCCAGCUGCAUGUUGAGAAUUGCAACUGAUAGGAGCAUCAACGGUCGUUCAUUGAUGAUCACGCCUCGUUCCAUCGCAAAAGAGGGUUUCGUUGAUAUCGACAGAGAGGACUAUAAGGACACACCAGAAGACGAGUAUCUGAAAAAGUUCCGAGAGAGUAAGGUUUAG